This is a messenger RNA of Impatiens glandulifera, 708 nucleotides long. RefSeq names its product non-specific lipid-transfer protein 1-like. Gene Ontology annotation, molecular function: lipid binding. Gene Ontology annotation, biological process: lipid transport. The record is from RefSeq and is a predicted model, not a curated record. Bases 19 to 420 code for a protein of 133 amino acids. The transcript has a single exon. Gene Ontology annotation, cellular component: membrane. Lineage: Eukaryota; Viridiplantae; Streptophyta; Magnoliopsida; Ericales; Balsaminaceae.
GAUAUAUAUAUUUGAAUCAUGGGUAGCUCAUCAGGAAUUGUUUGUCUAAUUGUGAUGUGCAUGGUAGUGAGUGCACCUCAUGCACAAGCAGCCAUAACAUGCGGUAGCGUGGUAAGUGCCAUAUCCUCCUGCCUUGAUUACGCACGAGGUGGUGGGGUAAUCCCACCUAUUUGCUGCACCGGAGUUAAAAACCUAUAUAGAAACGCGGCCACUACUCCCGACCGCCAGACAGUCUGCACUUGUCUUAAAAAACUCACCGGCUCCGCCACCUCUUACCCAUAUGCCUCCGAAAUCCCUGGCAAAUGCGGCGUUUCUAUUCCAUACAAGAUCUCACCUUCCACUGACUGCGCCAAGUUAGCUCUCCAUCUUCCUAUCUAUACUCUCUACUACUUGUAUAUACAUACACAAUUUGUUACUUAAUUAAUUAAUUUGUUCUUUCAGGGUCACUUAAGUCGUCGAUCGAUCUUGGAACAUCGCGGACACGAGUUCGAGUACGCAACCUAGGCCGCCCCAAAGUUAUCGAAUUUUCCUAUUAUUAUUUUGAGAAUAAAAGAUGUACGUGGGUCAUCAUGGACCCCCUCAUUUACUACUGUUAUUGUACUCAAUUAAUUAUCUAGCCUACAUAUCUACCAUAUUUCAUACAUAUGAUAUAUAAUAUUUGAAGUUGCAUGCUUGUUUUUGAUAUGUUAAUGAAUAAUGAGAUUUUCA